This is a messenger RNA of Camelus dromedarius (Arabian camel), 2754 nucleotides long. RefSeq names its product villin 1 (gene VIL1). Lineage: Eukaryota; Metazoa; Chordata; Mammalia; Artiodactyla; Camelidae. Bases 85 to 2568 code for a protein of 827 amino acids. Gene Ontology annotation, biological process: actin filament severing; actin polymerization or depolymerization; barbed-end actin filament capping. The record is from RefSeq and is a predicted model, not a curated record. Gene Ontology annotation, cellular component: lamellipodium; cytoplasm; actin cytoskeleton. Gene Ontology annotation, molecular function: phosphatidylinositol-4,5-bisphosphate binding; actin filament binding. The transcript has 20 exons.
AGGUCGCUCUCCUCCCGCCAGCUUGCCACAACUCCCUGAGAUCUCCCAGGUGGCAGCUGCCUCCCCCAGACAGGCUUAUCCGCCAUGACCAAACUGAGCGCCCAGGUCAAAGGCUCCCUCAACACCAACACGCCCGGAGUGCAGAUAUGGAGGAUUGAGUCCAUGCAGAUGGUGCCUGUUCCUUCUAGCACCUUCGGCAGUUUCUUCGAUGGUGACUGCUACGUAGUCCUGGCUAUCCACAAGACGGGCAGCAACCUGUCCUAUGACAUUCACUACUGGAUCGGGCAGGCCUCGUCCCAGGAUGAGCAAGGGGCAGCUGCUAUCUACACCACGCAGAUGGACGACUUUCUGAAGGGCCGGGCCGUCCAGCAUCGCGAGGUCCAGGGCAAUGAGAGCGAGACAUUCCGAGGCUACUUCAAGAAGGGCAUUAUGAUCCAGAAAGGGGGUGUGGCUUCCGGCUUGAAGCAAGUGGAGACCAACUCCUAUGAUAUCCAGCGGCUGCUACACGUCAAGGGCAAAAGGAACGUGGUGGCUGGAGAGGUGGAGAUGUCCUGGAAGAGUUUCAACCGUGGCGAUGUUUUCCUCCUGGACCUUGGAAAGCUUAUCAUCCAGUGGAAUGGGCCAGAGAGUAACCGCAUGGAGAGACUCAAGGGCAUGACCCUGGCCAAGGAGAUUCGUGACCAGGAGCGGGGCGGGCGCACCUACGUGGGCGUGGUGGACGGGGAGAAUGAGAAGGCAUCGCCACAGCUGAUGGAGAUCAUGAACUACGUGCUGGGCCAGCGGAGGGAGCUGAAGGCCGCCGUGCCAGACACCGUGGUGGAGCCAGCGCUCAAGGCUGCCCUCAAGUUGUACCACGUGUCUGACUCAGAGGGGAAGGUGGUGGUUAGAGAAGUUGCCACGCGGCCACUCACACAAGACCUGCUGAGUCACGAGGACUGUUACAUCCUGGACCAGGGGGGCCUGAAAAUCUAUGUGUGGAGGGGAAAGAAUGCCAAUGCCCAGGAGAAGAAGGAAGCCAUGAGCCAGGCACUGAACUUUAUCAAAGCAAAGCAGUACCCACCGAGCACACAGGUGGAGGUGCAAAAUGAUGGAGCUGAGUCAGCCGUUUUUCAGCAGCUCUUCCAGAAGUGGACGGUGCCCAACCGAACCUCAGGCCUGGGCAAAACGCACACCGUGGGCUCCGUGGCCAAGGUGGAGCAGGUGAAGUUCGAUGCCACAUCCAUGCACAUGCAGCCUCAGGUGGCUGCCCAGCAGAAGAUGGUGGACGACGGGAGUGGGGAGGUGCAGGUGUGGCGCAUCGAGGACCUAGAGCUGGUGCCUGUGGAGUCUAAGUGGCUAGGCCACUUCUAUGGCGGAGACUGCUACUUGCUGCUCUACACCUACCUCAUCGGCGAGAAGCAGCACUACCUGCUCUACAUCUGGCAGGGCAGCCAGGCCAGCCAGGAUGAAAUUGCAGCCUCGGCCUAUCAAGCAGUCAUCCUGGAUGAGAAGUACAACAAUGAACCGGUCCAGAUCCGGGUCCCGAUGGGCAAGGAGCCGCCUCACCUCAUGUCCAUCUUCAAGGGACGCAUGGUGGUCUACCAGGGGGGCACCUCCCGGGCUAACAAUCUGGAGCCCAUACCAACCACACGGCUGUUCCAAGUCCGGGGAACCAGUGCCAACAACACCAAGGCCUUUGAGGUCCCAGCCUGGGCCGCCUCCCUCAACUCCAAUGACAUCUUCAUCCUCAAGACCCAGUCCUGCUGCUACCUGUGGUGUGGGAAGGGCUGUAGUGGGGACGAACGGGAGAUGGCCAAGAUGGUUGCUGACACCAUCUCCCGGACCGAGAAGCAAGUGGUGGUGGAAGGGCAGGAGCCGGCCAACUUCUGGAUGGCCCUGGGCGGGAAGGCCCCCUAUGCCAGCACCAAGAGACUGCAGGAGGAAACCCUGGUCAUCUCUCCCCGGCUCUUUGAAUGUUCCAACCAGACUGGGCGCUUCCUGGCCACAGAAAUCCCUGACUUCAAUCAGGAUGACUUGGAAGAGGAUGAUGUGUUCCUGUUAGACGUCUGGGACCAGGUCUUUUUCUGGGUGGGAAAGUAUGCCAAUGAGAAUGAGAAGAAAAAUGCAGCCACCACGGUGCAGGAGUACCUCAAGACUCACCCCAGCGGCCGGGACCCUGAGACCCCCAUCAUUGUGGUGAAGCAAGGACAUGAGCCCCCCAUCUUCACGGGCUGGUUCCUGGCUUGGGAUCCCUUCAAGUGGAGUAACACCAAAUCCUACGAGGACCUGAAGGCAGAGCUCGAAAACUCUGGGGACUGGAGCCAGAUCGCUGCUGAGAUCACAAACCCUAAACUGGACGUUUUCAAGGCUAACAGCAACCUCAUUUCUGGGCCUCUACCCAUCUUUCCCCUGGAGCAGCUGGUGAACAAGCCUGCGGAGGAGCUUCCUGAGGGUGUGGAUCCCAGCAGGAAGGAGGUGCACCUGUCCGUUGAGGAUUUCACCAAGGCCUUGGGGAUGACUCCUGCUGCCUUCUCUGCCCUGCCUCGAUGGAAGCAACAAAACCUCAAGAAAGAAAAAGGACUGUUUUAAGAAGCAAAAGUAGCUGGAAAGCAGUACCCUAUCCUGCUUGCAGAGCUUCAUUUUAUUUACUGGUAUCGGUCCUGUACUAAUUGAAGUGAAAUUUUACAGUUGAACCUGUGUGCAGCAGUCUGUGGCAAUGACACUUUUAUUUAGUAAACUGCCUGUUCCUUCAGAAACAGGAUGCCUCCAAAAGGA